AUGAAGGCCUACGUCGACGAGGGGGUGCAAUACCCAACCCCAUCGGGUUCGAGGUUUGCUCCUGCCUCGGCGAACCAAUUGGGACUUGAUGUGGCCCCGCCUGCCAACAGAGUUCACACAAGCAUCCCUCAGCCUUCUGAUGCUCCGAAUCCAAGCGUCCUCAGCCAGGCUUCGUCCCAGGUGCUCGUCCAUCGAUUCACCCUCAUCAGACCUGCGUCCAACCCUGUCCGGUCGAACCCAAACCUGCGCAGCACCACUCCCACCUCGGCGGGCGGCGGCGGAGGGAGUGGUUGGUCUCCGUUGAACUUCUUCUUCUCGCCGCUCACGGUCAAAUCGCAAGCCCAGAAUGCCAAAUGCGACCUCUGCCACCGACGAUUGGGCAAGGCCGCAGCACUGGAAUGCGACGAUUGUGGGAUGAGAUGUCACGUGAAGUGCGGUGAAGGGGCGCCGAGGGACUGCGGAGUCAGGUUUCCCAGAGCAGCUCCGGCCGUUCCUUUCCCUGUGCCAACGGGGGUCAUUCGUGCAGCCCCGACUCCCCCAGUCGUUCAGGGGACGACAGCAGCCGCGGCACUCCGAGAGCUCCAGGCUAGGGCGGGCGAGGCUGGACCGGCAGGGGUGGCAGCAGCGGGGAAGACGAGAUCUCCCCCGGGGUCGCCGGGGAGGUGGAA
Molecule: messenger RNA, 668 nt
Organism: Dacryopinax primogenitus
Lineage: Eukaryota; Fungi; Basidiomycota; Dacrymycetes; Dacrymycetales; Dacrymycetaceae
Exons: 1
Source: RefSeq, a predicted model, not a curated record